Molecule: messenger RNA, 1458 nt
Organism: Alternaria arborescens
Lineage: Eukaryota; Fungi; Ascomycota; Dothideomycetes; Pleosporales; Pleosporaceae
Exons: 2
Coding region: 1-1458 (485 amino acids)
Biological process (GO): regulation of transcription by RNA polymerase II
Molecular function (GO): DNA-binding transcription factor activity, RNA polymerase II-specific; zinc ion binding
Source: RefSeq, a predicted model, not a curated record
AUGGCGCGCCGAAGUACGGGUUUCAUACCUAAGAAGCCGCAUCGCAAGUCGAGAGGCGGAUGCUUGACCUGCAAGAGAAAGAAAGUCAAGUGCGAUGAAGCACAACCUAUCUGUCGUUACUGCAGUGUGAGAGACCUGAAUUGCGAAUACGCACAGGACUCCCAAUCGACAUCGAGGACACCGUCUUCAGGACCAUCGCCUGGUCACGAAUUCCGAUCAUCAGCCUACAACAAUGAGGCAGAUUUCAAUGAUCUUUCCUUCCAAUUGGCGCCGUGGCUCGUUCCAGCCUCUCCAACAUCUAUAGGCUCCUUUGCACACCUCGACCACCAUUUAUUGCAAUACUAUAAAGCACAUGUCUGGCGCGAAUUUGUAGUGCGCGACGACACCGUUUUGAACAACUUGCACGAGAAUGUUGUCCCCCGACUAGGCAUCUCUCAUCCUUUCCUUCUCUACGGUAUGCUCAGUAUCGCCGCCAACCACAGCAACGAGCUUAUGCCAAACAAGACCGUUGAGAAACAAGCACUACUAUAUCGCCAAAAGGCUUUCUCUUCUUACAAGGAAGCACUCAAAGACAUCACCGCAGAGAAUUACGAAGCAGUCCUCGUCACAGGAGGUCUUUUCCUCGCUCUGGUCCCACCACCGUCUACCAAUAAUGACGAUGAGUACCUAGAAUGGAUGAUAACACUCCUGAAACUAAGCGAAGGACUUCGUAUCCUUGCUUCACUCCGAUGGGCACAAGGCAUGGAGAAACUCUCCGUCUACCCCUUGGUACGACGAGAACUACGCACUUUGCCACCACCACCUAUCGUUGAUGUCGCAGGUGUAGAUGCUCCUAUCGGGCCCCUAGGAACAACACCUAACAAUCCCAAUCCAGCACCAACGUACCCACCGACACAGUUCCCCACACAGACCCGCCUGUUCCUACCUCCACCUUUGAUGCAGCUCCUCGACAGCAUUGUCCGUGGCAAAGAAUCUGGAUCAGUUGACUGGCAUAGACCAACGCUACUUCCGGUGUUCUACGCUCUAUCCCCCAUAUUCCUGUCCUUGUACUACUACCACCUGAAUCCUGAUCUCUACGUCCGCGUCUUUUGUUUCACGUCGUUCCUCAUGCCGGAGUUUCUCCAGCUGGUGCGCCAAAGAGAACCUCGUGCUUUGGUGCUGGUGGCAUGGUUCUUUACCUUGGCCGAGUUUGUGCCCAAGGGCUUCUGGGUUGGGGGUAGAGGGCGAAAGAUUAUUAAGAUUCUUGGACGGGAGAUUAGAGCACGGUCGUCUAGGGAUGAUGGAUUUGUGGAAGGGGUUUUUGAGGGUGCGCAGAGGAUUGUCGAUGUGUUGAUGAGGGAAGGGGAUGAGGCGGCAGCGAAGAGUGUGUUUGAGGAUUGGCCUGGCGUCAGUUGGGAGGACCGACCUGGUAGAGAUGAGGAAUGGGAGUCUGGACUUUUGAGGACUUGGGUGAUUUGA